Vombatus ursinus (common wombat) is the source of this 1956-nucleotide messenger RNA. It is a transcript of the gene INHA, whose product is annotated as inhibin subunit alpha. Gene Ontology annotation, biological process: SMAD protein signal transduction. Bases 16 to 1104 code for a protein of 362 amino acids. The record is from RefSeq and is a predicted model, not a curated record. NCBI's taxonomy places the organism in Eukaryota, Metazoa, Chordata, Mammalia, Diprotodontia, Vombatidae. Gene Ontology annotation, molecular function: growth factor activity; cytokine activity. Gene Ontology annotation, cellular component: extracellular region. The transcript is spliced from 2 exons.
GGUGGGGCCAUCUCAAUGCAGCCCCUGGCCAUGCUGCCUCUGCUGCUUCUGCUGCUGAUGGGUAUGAAGGGUGGGCAUGGGUGCCAGGGCCCAGAACCAGACAGGGAGCUGGUGCUGGCCAAAGUGAGGGCCCUGGUGCUGGAUGCUUUGGCCUCCCCCAAUGCCUCCAAGAAUGGUGGUGAGCCUGGGGUCCGGCGCCUGCUCCGCAGACAUACCCACGCCUCAGGACGCACACGCAGAAGCAUGGAAAAUGAAGAUGAGGACCUAUCCCAGGUCAUCCUUUUCCCAACCACAGGUCCUGGCUGUGAGGAUGAACCAGAGACUGGGGAGGAUGAGGGCCUGUUCACAUACACAUUUCGGCCUUCCCUGCACAUGCGAAGUCGCCAGGUGACAGCUGCCCAGCUGUGGUUCCAUACUGGCCUGGACAGUGUGGGGGCCAAAGUCCACAAUGACUCGGGCCCCACCGUGACACUGCUGGCCAUGUCUUCAGGGGGACCCACUGCAGUGCCAAUAUUACUGGGCCCAGCCCCACCUCACUGGGCCGUGCUUCAUCUGGCAGCCCCUGCAUUCACGCUGCUGACCCGUCCCCUCCUGGUGCUGCUGCUUCGCUGCCCAAACUGCCCCUGCCUGGCCCGGCUUGAUGCCACCCCCUUUCUGGUGGCACACACUAGGGCCCGCCCACCCAGUGUGGGGGAGAGGGCUCGUCGCUCCCCUCUUCCGCCCCCCUGGCCCUGGUCUCCUGCUGCCCUGCGUUUGCUGCAGCGUCCUUCAGAAGAUCCAGCUGCCCAUGCUGACUGCCAUCGGGCUGCCCUCAACAUCUCCUUCCAGGAACUUGGCUGGGACCAGUGGAUUGUUCACCCGCCUAGCUUCAUCUUCCAUUACUGCCAUGGGGGCUGUGGGCUGGUCCCCUUCCCAGUCCUGUCUCCUGGGGCCUCCCUCACACCUUCUCAGCCCCUGCCCCUGGGCCCAGGCUCCCGACUCUGCUGUGCUGCUUUGCCCAGCACCAUGAGACCCCUACGUGUCCGUACCACCUCAGACGGAGGCUACUCCUUCAAGUAUGAGACAGUACCCAACCUCCUCACUCAGCACUGUGCCUGCAUAUAGGGAGAUCCCUCCCCAAGUUAGGGCCUAACUUCCCCAUUAAUGCUGGUGCUGGCCACAACGACAGAGAGGAGACAAGGUCAAAGGACAUAUUCUCAACCCCUACUCUCAUCUCCUAGAACUGGGUCCUCCCUGUCCAAGGUCACCUUCAUUGAUUGUAAACCAAUUAAUAAACAGUUCAGCAUAACUGACUAGAGACAAUGGCCUGGAGAAUGACCCCUCUCCCCCCCUUCCCAGAGGUAUGUGGGGGAGAACUGGAGCAUAAAAUUCUAGGGACUGUGUGCAGUUGUAAAUCUAACUUGUAAAUUCCCAAAUCGCAAAGCACUGAUUGUGGUAGCAGAGAUCAGAAUAUAAAGGGCUUUGACUAUAGGUCUGCCAGAAAGUUGCAGCUUUUUGAGAUGAUGCACAAGUGAGCCUCCCAUGGUCACUUGGAUGAGAGAUAGCUUCAGUCUUUAGGGCAACUUAAACCUUCCUCCCUCCCUUCCCCCCAGGUGGUCCCCAGCACUUUGUACUGCUGGUCUCUUUGGCAGAGACCUUCCUGUUCCCAUAUUCUUGAGACCUUCUAAGCGCCCUCCCAUUCAGGCCACUACUGAGAUUUUUAGCAGGCCCCAUGUAGCCCUCAGCAGAAGAUGCCCACGAGUAGAAAUCAGCUGGUGACCGAAGGGUAUGAAUUUCCCCAAGCUUGCUGAGGUCCCAUGUUCCUGCUUGGCUCCUGCUCCAGCUUCUUCCCCAACUAAACAGGGAGCAAUGCUUCUUGGGGGCCAGGGGGACAUACUGCCCUGUGUUCACCCAAUCUGUUUAGCCCUGGGGAUGUGACAAGACCUAGAAGCUGAGGCUUCCAAAGAAGUCCACAGG